Molecule: messenger RNA, 5870 nt
Organism: Podarcis muralis (Common wall lizard)
Lineage: Eukaryota; Metazoa; Chordata; Lepidosauria; Squamata; Lacertidae
Biological process (GO): cell-matrix adhesion
Cellular component (GO): cell surface
Source: RefSeq, a predicted model, not a curated record
GAAGACGAGUGAGGAGGUUUCAUUCAGAUAUAGUCAGGGUGCUCUUCAGUGAAGUGGAUGGGGAGGAGCUGGAGAAAGCACUGGAGGCAUUUGAUCGCAAGAUCAUGAACUCUUCCCUGAUCUCCCCAAAAUGGAAAACUAUCAUACUGAGGGCUCUGUGGGAUGAGAAGCUGAGAAACGAGGAUCGUUUCAAUGAGACAGCCUUUGUGACAUCCUGGUUCCAGAAGAGGCUUCGGCUUUUCAUCUCGGCCAUCUCUGCCGACAUGCUUCAGUGCCUUCACAAUGAGACAAUGGGAUGCAAACAGUACCAGGCAAUCGUUAAAGGUCUCGAUGCACAGUUUACCAAGAUGAGUUCUCAGCUCCAAGAGGAAGUCUUUCAGUCUUUCCAGCUUCCUUAUCUGAAAGGGUUGAAUUCUAACGGCUCUUCUCUCCGCUGUUUCUCUGCAAACUCCAGCUUCUCCGUCUUCUUAGAAGAGAUGUUUCAGAGCUUUGCCAGCCUCCUGACUCUGAGAGAUCUGCAGACCCUCAUCCCCACAUCGGACCUCCAAAAGAUUGUGAAUACAGUCUCUCCAGAUGCUCUGGCUGACUUAUUUGCCAGAGAGGGAUUUCUCAAUGACAAGCCUUUCUUGACUGCUGUGUUACGGAACUAUAAGCAGAAUGGAGCCUUUAUUGAUAAAUUUAACCAGAAAAAUGUUACUGGCAUCCAUCCAAAUGACACCAAGGCAGCUCUCUUGGCUGGUGUGUGGCCGACUGUAGUUUCCAGCAGCAACAACACAGAAGUGGACAUGUGGCUCAGUGGCCGCCUGGAUCCCUACUUCAUGUUCCUCGAUGGUGACCUGCUCAAUGCAAGCGAGACCAUGAAUACCAGCUGUGUGUCGUUCCGUAAAAUUGUGCAGAAGCUGAACAAAAAUACAGGCAUGUCCCAAGAUAAGGAGGAAGAAGUGUACUAUUCCAUCAAAGCUUACCUGGCAGCUGCCCAAGUGAAGCCCCGCUGCUACAAUCCCAGUGAUAAAGAGACAUCGGAUUGGCUUGUCACGUAUCUUGGGAAUUACAUCCGUUACAGCAAUGCCAGGGACAUGCGUUUACUCACAAACAACAAUGCAACCAUAUUCCAAGAUAUUGCCUUCAACCCAGACAACCUGGUGCUCAUCAACAGAAACAGGCUCCGUAAAGACUUGGCAGAGAUGUAUGCUGAGGCCCUCUUUGCCGUUGAUUCCGAUUUCAAUCUUGAGAGUCUUCCAGACCAGCUUAUUUGCUUUGCUAGACGUUCAACCCAAAUCUCCAGCCUUAGCUCUGACAAGGCCCUGAACCUCAUUGCGCAGGUCAACCGCUACUGCAACUCCUCUCUGCCAUCGGCAUCUGACCGCCAGCUUGCUACGAGUCUUGUUGCACAAGUCAAGACAUUUGACAGACAGACUCUGGUGGCCUUGGGGCAGCAGGCCAUGGGGCUGACCACUGGUCAGAUUUCAAAUCUGACGCCGCAAGAUCUGGUGGACCCCCAGGUCUUGGAAUCGCUUGGGCAGGUCAAUGGCUGGAACAGGGGACAGUCCCAAGGGCUGGUGAACAAGAUCCUACGCAGCGACUUCACGCUGGAUACCGCUGAGAAGUUUGAGAGACUUGGCACCCUGGCACAAGGGUUGCCCAGCAGCAGCUUUGACUCAAUCUCAGCAGAUUUGGCAAUUCAGCUGGCAAAGAAUGCUGCCUUCUUGAGUGCUCUCAGGCAAGGCUCCGAACACUUAAGGAAGGCCUUUGUUAGCAAGAUCCUCUCAAACUCGUCCUCCCUCAGUGACAUCCUGAAUAACGUCCCAGAUGAUUUAGUGGACCAAGUCCCAAAUUCGCUACUGGUGAUUCGAGGCAAGAUCCCAGAUCUUCACAAAAUCAAUGAGAAACAAUGGUCCCCACAGCAGGCAUCUGUUCUGUUUGGAGAUGUGCUGUCCAGCACGGAUAAUUACACGGAGCUUUCUGCAUUCAUCCUGCAAGGCUUCCAAUGCAAUGUCGCCACCAAACUGACACCUGCACAGCUGUCCUCUUUGGUCCAAGAAGUGAAGAUUAAAAAUGCCAACCUGAGUGAGGAACAGCUCUCCUGCAUGGCAAAACUUCUCUCCAGAAACAACCAGGCAGCAAAUUUCACCAGUUACCCACGUGAUGUGCUGCUUUUCUUUCCUCUCAACAAAGUAAAUCAUCAGAACUGUGAAGCAUUUUACACCCUGGCUUCCCAAGGGAAUCUAACUCUGCUGGCCAACGGAUCAACUCAAAGGAACAAACUCUUGGAGAAUGCAUUGAGUUGCUUUAGAGUGGAGAAUACCUCGCUCAGCAAAGAGCAGCUGCGGAAGCUUGGAGCCCUCGUGUGUGACAUGGAUGCAGCCACCAUUUUGGACUCUGACCCAACGGUCCUGGAGAACCUGAAACUGUGUCCUGAUCUCACAGCUGCCCAGAGGAUUGCCUUAAAUGUGCUUCUGAGCAGUGGGAAGACUUCACAAGGGGCGCCUGCGUCUUGGGAUGAUGGAACCCUGGAAGAUCUCGGGGACCUUGCUUUGUAUAUAAACCGUACCACCUGGGACGCCAUUAACAAGGAAGAGAGACUGAUCUUCUUCAGGAAGGUGGCAGAUCUGUUUGACAGCCAAAGUGCUUCACAGAAAGCGAAAACAAUCCUGUUCUUAAAGUCGCUUGGAUCGAAAUCUGCUUCCCCUCCUCGGACUAGACGAGCACCAGAAACUUGCCGGUCCACUCCAGUCACAACCAGCUCACUGGAAGACCCGCUCUUCAUCGUCCACUAUGACAGCGCCCAGCAGUUUGAUGCCUGCCUGAGCAAUGAGGUUUUGAAAGCCAACUUGGUCCCACUGCUUGAGCAGCCGCUUCCGAACGACUACUUGACAGUAAUUAAAAGGAAGCUGGACGAGAUCUACCCCAAGGGGAUUCCAGAGGACCACCUGAAGCUUCUUGGCUUCCUUUCACGCCUGUACAGUGCAGAUGAGAUUGGCAGGUGGAAUAUCACCUCCAGUGACACACUUGCUGCUUUGCUCAGCCGAAAUAAUGGAGCCUGGGAGAUGGCUCAGCUCAGGCGACUGGUGUCAAGAUACAUGGAAGAAGGGGGCAGCCUCACGGGCCCAUUACUUGACAUGCUGGAGGGGAAAUACCUCUGCUUUUUGGACGAAGAUCAGCUGAAGCAAAUAAACCCAGAAGCAAUUCGGCAUGCUGAGAAGUUAGAUAUUUCUUCCUGUUCCCAAGGCAAGAAAGACAUCCUCUAUGAAAAAGCACGCACGGCCUUUGCCAGCCAAAAUGGAACCAGUGCAUAUUAUCCCCUAAUUCAGCCAUAUCUAGGUGGAGCUCCUGCUGAGGACCUGAAAAGGCUGGCUGGAUCUCAGGUUGCGAUGGAUAUUGCCACAUUUGUUAAUCUGAAGCCAGAAGAGCUACAGAAACUGAGCGUCCAGGAUGUGAAAGGGUUGCUUGGUGUAAAUUUGCCUGAUUUGAAAGAAGUUGAGAGUGAUCCUUCGGUAGCCCUGUGGAUCAAGAGCCAUUUUCAGUCUGAGCUGGACACUCUUGAGAUUGGUCUGAGAGGAGGGAUGACCUCUCUGUCCUCCACAGCAACCAGCAUCACAGUAGCAGAUGCCUCCGAGUCUACAACACCCAUUGACACUCCAACAGCUGAUCCUCCUACUGCUCCCAGUACGGGGUCAACCUCAUUUGCCACAAGUGACUCAGUGACCUCUGGUGACAAUGCAGCAGUGUUCUCCAGCAGCAGUGCUGCUAUGCAACCCCUUUCAACACCACUCUUUGAAACCAGCACUGCGGCCAAUGAAACCUCUUUUGUCUCCACCAACAUCACCCACGCAAGGGUCGCCAUAGAUCCCAGAGUUGCUUUCUCCACCCAAGUCCCAGCUAUCUCAUCCAGUGUCACAGCUACUUCAGAUGAUACCAUCAGUGGAACAUCAGCCCCUCCCACAGCAAGAGAUGUCAACACAACUACCUCUGGCAGAAGUUCAGCAGAUUCCAGCGACACCGGAACUGAUAGCACGACUUUUCCUACCAUCUCGAUAGACUCCACCAUUGCAGCUUCCACCAAAAUAAUGGCUACCUCCUCCAAUGUCACAACUGCCUCAAAUGAUACUGUCAGUGGAAUACCUGACCCUACCUCUGCAACAGGCAUCAACAUGACUGCCAACGCCACACCAGCCUCCAACUCCACCACAAUCAAUGAUACAAGUCUCCCUACUACUGCAAUGGAGAACAACCUGACUGCCGCCAUCAACACCACACCAGCCUCUGACACCACCACGAUCAACGAUACAAGUCUCCCUACCACUGCAAGGGAGACCAACCUGACUGCCGCCACCAACACCACACCAGUCUCCAACUCCACCACGAUCAAUGAUACAAGUCUCCCUACCACUGCAGUGGACACAAACCUGACUGCCACCACCAACACCACACCAGCCUCUGACACCACCAUGAUCAACGAUACAAGUCUCCUUACCACUGCAAUGGAGACCAACCUGACUGCCGCCACCAACACCACACCAGUCUCCAACUCCACCAUGAUCAAUGAUACAAGUCUCCCUACCACUGCAAUGGAGACCAAUCUGACUGCUGCCACCAACACCACACCAGCCUCCGACACCACCACGAUCAACGAUACAGGUCUCCUGACCUCUGUCACCAAUGUGACUAAUGUCAUCAGUGCAACAGUUUCCUACACACCUGCCAUCAGCACAAACCACACUUAUAGUGCAAAUGCAACCACAGUUGGUACCAGCAAUGGAACUUCCACUACGCCUGGCAUGACCGCUACGACUUCUGAAAGGCCUUCAGUACUACCUAAGCCCAUGCCAAAUGCCACAACCCCAGCACCCAUCAGUGCUGCCACAAAAAUGAAGGAAACGAUGUCAACUGCUUCAAGCAAGACUACCGUUCAUGUCCCAGAAACAUCCCCUAAGACAGGAAUCUCACCUCAAACCACAAGGAGAGCCACCAGCAGAACACCUUCGAGAACGAGACCACCAUUGCAUCCAACACCCAAUGGCUACAUCAAUCUCCAGCCGCUAAGUGGAUCAUCUUCCAGCUUAACCUCCACCUGUCUUCUUCUGACAUUGUCCCUUGUGGUUGGAAUCCCACUUCAGAGGAGGCUUCUUUGAGAGUAUUGUUGCUUCCUUGCACCUCCCGACAGUAACUGGGAACGGCAAAGGCAAGAGCUUUGAAGUUCUACAAGGGGAGCCAUUUGGAACCCAUGGAUCAAACGCCAAUGCUCUCUGGACUGUGGGUCUCUUCUGACUUUUAUGUGCAUAGUAACUGCCCUGUGCCUAAUGCAAAUUUUGCCUGCUGCAAAGCUGCUGUGUUUCUCUCUACCCUCAUUUUGUUAUGGUGACACUUCCACACUCAAGGUAGUGCUGAGAUCCAGCACCAUCUUUCCUGUCCUCUGUGCAUGCUGGAUCCUGGUCUGUUGAGCCUCCUGGAACAGCUGUACUCCUGAAUUCCUUUCUGGGCCUGUGUUAGUAACUAGGACUGCACCAUCAGCACCUCAGGUUGGUUCCGAGCAAGGGGAAGCAAGAAGACUGGCUUUGCUCAGCCCAUCCAUCAGUCAGCUUGACAAGUUCAGAACCUAGCAGAAAGCAAACCGCUUUCUCUGCCCCUUGGCUACUAGUCAUGAUGGCUGUCUUCUGCUUCCACGGUUGGAGACAGUCUGCCUCUGAAUACCAGUUGCUGCAAAUCACAUGUGGAGAGUGGACUCCUGUAUCACCCAGGCCCUGCUUGUGCUGGUUAAGAGGCCAGGCUGUUCUAUUCAGAGACCCAGUUCUGUUUCAUUCAGUUCACAUUUAAAGGCAAACCUACUUAGUCUGCACUUUCUGAAUCAAUGCAAAAACUGAAACACAGCC